This is a messenger RNA of Linum tenue, 714 nucleotides long. The record is from the annotation of a GenBank genome assembly. NCBI's taxonomy places the organism in Eukaryota, Viridiplantae, Streptophyta, Magnoliopsida, Malpighiales, Linaceae.
AUGGCAGAGGAAGAAAACAGAGUGAUUCUGCACGGGUUCUGGGGUAGCCCAUUCGUGAAGAGGGUAGAAAUGGCCCUUAAACUCAAGGGCAUACCCUACGAGUACGUUGAAGAGGAUCUCCGCAACAAAAGCCCCGCCUUACUUACCCACAACCCCGUCACCAAAAAGGUCCCCGUCCUCAUCCACAACGGGAAACCAGUAUCAGAGUCGCUCGUCAUCAUCGAGUACAUCGACGAGGCCUGGAAAACCACCGGGCCCAGAUUGCUCCCCGACGAUCCAUACAAACGGGCCCGAGUCCGAUUCUGGGCCGACUUCCUCCACCGCCAGGUGAUGGAGGCGAUGCUGGUGAUCUUGAAAACUGAUGGGGAGGCGCAGGAGAAGGCGGUGAAGGAGUUGGAGGAGAAGCUGGUGGUUUUGGAAGGCGGGCUGAAGGAAGAAGGUGUGUUUGGGGAUAAUGGAGGGAUUAGCGCGGGGAUGCUGGAGAUUGUGAUGUGUUGGUGUUUCGGGGCGUACGAUUUGGGAGAGGAGGUGCUGGGGGUGAAGAUCGUGGAUUGGGAGAAGAAGGCUCCGUUGGUGUAUUCGUGGUUGCAGGGGAUCAGAGAGAUUCCUGUGGUGCAGGAGAUUGCGCCUCCUAAGGAGAAGAUGGUGGCGACGUUGCGGUUCAUUCGACAGAGUGCUCUCAAAGCUUCCAAUCCUACUGUGCCGUCCUCCUGA